CAAGCCCAUUCUCUACUCCACCACCACCCUAAUCUUCUUCCCACCGCCGCCACGCCAUGGGUGCUCAAGUCAUGCCGGAGCAAACCCAUCCGCCACAACCUUCCAUCCAUUCCCUCUCCCCCAGGGAUUCCCACCCCGCCCCUCUCCCUCCCAGAAGACUGGAAGGGAAGAUCGCCAUCGUGACAGGUGGCGCCCGCGGGAUAGGCGAGGCGACGGUGCGCCUCUUCGCCCGGCACGGCGCCAAGGUGGUGAUCGCCGACGUGGAGGACAAGCUGGGCUCGGCGCUGGCGGAGUCGCUGUCCGCGUCGGUGUCCUCGGAGGCCGACGUGGAGGACCUCGUGACCUCCACGGUGUCGCGGUACGGGCGGGUGGACGUGAUGUUCAACAACGCCGGGGUGCUGGGGUCCCAGACGAAGAGCAGGAAGAGCAUCCUGGAGCUGGACGCGGACGAGUUCGAGCGGGUGAUGCGGGUCAACGUCCGGGGCGCCGCGCUCGGGAUCAAGCACGCGGCACGCGCCAUGGUGGCGCGUGGCGGGGGUUGCGUCGUGUCGACGGCGAGCGUGGCCGGGGUGAUGGGCGGGAUGGGCCCGCACGCGUACACGGCGUCGAAGCACGCGGUGGUGGGGCUGACGAAGAACGCGGCGUGCGAGCUGGGGAGGUACGGGAUCCGGGUGAACUGCAUUUCGCCGUUCGGGGUGGCCACGUCGAUGCUGACGGUGCCGAGCGAGGAAGAGGUGGAGGAGAUGGAGGAGUUCGUCAGAGGGUUGGCGAAUCUGAAAGGGCCGACGUUGAGGGCAAGGGAUGUAGCGGAGGCGGCGCUUUACUUGGCUUCCGACGAGUCGAGGUACGUCAGCGGGCACAACCUUGUCGUCGACGGCGGAGUUACUGUUACUAGGAAUUGUGUUGGGCUGUAA
This is a messenger RNA of Linum tenue, 914 nucleotides long. Lineage: Eukaryota; Viridiplantae; Streptophyta; Magnoliopsida; Malpighiales; Linaceae. The record is from the annotation of a GenBank genome assembly.